Entrophospora sp. SA101 is the source of this 285-nucleotide messenger RNA. The record is from the annotation of a GenBank genome assembly. Lineage: Eukaryota; Fungi; Glomeromycota; Glomeromycetes; Entrophosporales; Entrophosporaceae.
AUGACCGCAAGCUUAAAACGAGUAAAAUUACAGACUUCCAAAGAUGAAACGGCACAAAAAAUAAUUACAUCAAAAACUAAUAAAAAGACUUCCAAGAAUAGGAAAAGCAAUGUCUCUUCCUGGGACCAGUACGACACAAUUCAAACGAUUUCUGAAGUAAACAAUGAAGUUUGGACUUUCAAUGAUAUGGAAAACGCACUCCCUUCCACUUGCCAGUAUAAAAUAAAAUCUGCAGCAAACGCAAACAUUGAAGAAAAGGUAUAUGCAAUUUGCUAUUAUGUUUGA